Drosophila montana is the source of this 517-nucleotide messenger RNA. RefSeq names its product Metallothionein F (gene MtnF). The transcript is spliced from 2 exons. The record is from RefSeq and is a predicted model, not a curated record. Bases 131 to 331 code for a protein of 66 amino acids. NCBI's taxonomy places the organism in Eukaryota, Metazoa, Arthropoda, Insecta, Diptera, Drosophilidae.
UCGAAAAUUUAUUGUUCACACGCAUGCGCUGCGAAAAUUGUCAAAUUUAUAUAUAACAUAUAUAGAUGUGAGCUCAGAAUUCACAAGUAGUAUUUGUAUACCGAGAAAAAUAACAACUAAUUUGUGAAAAAUGCCAUGCGUCGGAUGUGAAAAGGAAUGCAACUGCACCGCAGAGAAGUGCUCUGAGAGCUGCAAAUGCAACUCGCCUGGCAAAUGCGGCUGUAACCCAUCCAAAUCAGCCAAAACUUCGAGCGGCGGUUGCUGCAAAAAAGUUGAGGGUGAUGGUGAGAACAAAGAAGAGCAUGAGUGUUGUAAGAACGCCAAGAACUGAAUUAAGAAAGAUGAAUAUAUUAUAAAAGAACCAAAUCGAUGUAUUUUGCUUGCAUUUCAUGAAAAUAUAUCCGCUAGUAAGCUAUGUAUUUGUCAUCAUUUAACAUAAUCAAAAUGUUAUUACUAUACAUUUAACAAUAACUAAAUGAACUAAACUAUCGUAUAAAAUAAAAUACCUUUACCAAAA